AUGGGAGUGCUCAUCAGCAAGGCUUUCGAGAAGAUGUUCGGGGGGUCUGCCCCCCACCGCCUGAUAAUCAUCGGCCUUGAUGGGGCUGGCAAGACCACCAUCCUGUACAACCUGCGCCUAGGUGAGGUAGUCAACACAGUCCCCACCAUCGGCUUCAAUGUCGAGUCUCUGACCUACAAGAACCUCAAAUUCGUGGCGUGGGACAUCGGCGGCCAGACAAGCAUCCGUGCGCUCUGGCACCACUACUACGACAACACCAGUGCGAUCAUCUACGUGCUCGACUCCAGCGACGAGGAGAGGUUCGACCUGGCCAGAGACACCCUCUCGCAAGCCAUCAACCAUUAGGCUCUCCGAGGUGUGCCUCUCUUGGUGCUGGCCAACAAGUGCGACAUCGCGGCAGCUACCCUGCCGACCCUGACCGAGAAGCUGGGCCUGCACACGCUGCGAGAUCGGGCGUGGCACAUCCAGAGCUGCUGCGGGCUGGACGGAAGGGGGGUGGUGGAUGGCUUCGACUGGCUUUCGAAGGCAGUCAAGAAUAAAAAGUGA
Molecule: messenger RNA, 546 nt
Organism: Hippocampus zosterae (dwarf seahorse)
Lineage: Eukaryota; Metazoa; Chordata; Actinopteri; Syngnathiformes; Syngnathidae
Exons: 1
Cellular component (GO): cytoplasm
Molecular function (GO): GTP binding; GTPase activity
Source: RefSeq, a predicted model, not a curated record